UUUGAAAGAGCAGCGCGCGCAGCCCGGCACGAGGACAAGAUGGCGGCGGCGGCGUUGGAGCGUAGUUUUAUCGAGAUCUGCGGGUUUGAACGGGAAGCGGCGCGCCGGUUCCGAGAUGUGACCGUGAAUCUGGGUGUGAGUCCUCUUCCAGGUGGAGUGAAAUUUGCAGACGGAGCUGGAGCUUUUCAUUAUGAGGAGAGUGGGAAGCUGCUGUCGGUCACCAGCAACAGAUUCAUCCACUGGUCGACGUCUGGGGACACAGUCCAGCUGGUGGAAGAGUCUCUGGACACCAACCUGCUCAACAACAAUGUCAGAAUCCGGUUUCCCCACUGCUCGAUUUUGCCCGGAGGAGUCCAGAUCCAGGAGACCCUUAACCAUGUUGUCGUCCUGAUUUGCACCAAUCAGAGCGUCCACAGGGUGACGCUGCAACACCCCACCAGGAUGUACCGCAGCGAGCUGGUCACGGAGCUGCACAUGCAGUCCAUCUUUACUGACGUGGGGAAGCUGAGUUUGCAGGACCCUCCUCACAGCGCCCUCAUCCCAGGGGGCCACACAGGAAAUCCCAGCACCUCUGCAGCCUGGCUCAGCUUCCAGGGGGAGGCUCACUUUGCCAUGGCUUCACCAGCUGGAGGAAUCACCGUGGUGACGCUGCCACCUCAGGACGUGGAGGACGGUGUGACGAUGGUGGAACUGAGGCGGAGCUCCGUGAUGAGUAGGCUCUCUGGGUGGAUGCCCACAGCCAUCCGUGGGGAGCAGAGUCCAGCGGACCUGGUCCUCAGUCUGGCUGUCAGGGAGCUGGAGGAAGACUCCUUCAUCUUCGCCCUGUGUCAGGAUCACAGGCUGCGGAUGUGGUCCCUCAAGAACCAGGCCUGUCUGCUGGAGGCGGACAUGUUGGACUACAUGCCGGCGUGUCGAGGCGUGAAGCGUCUGUCUGGUCAGGGGCACCGUCUCCGCCUGGCCUUCUCCUCCACCACUGGACUUUGCCUAGGGGUCUACCUGGCCAUCCCCCAAAGAGGACAGUUCACCGUCCUGCAGCUGGUUGCUACGGACAACAAUCGCUACAGCCUGGAACACAUCUCAUCGCUGUUCAGCACGCAGGAGACUCUGGUGGACUUUGCCCUGACCUCCUCAGAUGUCUGGGCUCUGUGGGUGGAUGACUCUAACACGACUGUGGUCAAAUACAUCAACUUUGAACACAACGCAGCAGGACAGUGGAACCAGGUGUUUGUUCAGCCUCUACCUGAGGAAGAGGUCCCCAUCGGAGUAGACCUGGACCCCAGGGAAACUUACCUGGAGAAUCUGUUUUCUCCACUCCGUUUCACCGCCUCCGCCAUCAUUAAAGCUCUGCAGAUCUUCCGUCGUGGUUCUGAUUGGACCUCUGAUCCGUCCUGGGAGAUGCUGAAGAAGGAAGUGACUCUGGCCGUGGAGAGCGAGCUCCAGAGCAGCGUCACAGAGUUUGAGUUUUCUCAGGAGGAGUACCGUCAGCUGCAAGUGGAGUUUUGGUCCCGGUUCUACUCUUGCUGUCUCCAGUACCAGGAGGCCCAGUCAUGUCCGCUGGGUCUGACCGUCGACCAGCACACCGGGAUGGUUUGUCUGCUCCGGAAGGGCUUCAUAUCGUUCCUGCUGCCUUGUUUUGCCGUGGAUCACCUCUACCUGUCCUACGACCCGUACCUGGUGUCUGAAGAGGCCACACCCAUCACUGAGGACCCUGACGUGGGCCGAGACGUCCUGCAGCUGGUCCAGUGUCUACGGCUGGUCAGUGACGCCAUUUCCACGGAGAUGGCGUACGAGAUGGAGAAAGCUCUGGAGUACCUGCAGACACCUGAGAGAGCCGCCGAGCUCGUCCUGGAAAACAUGCUGUGUAACGACAACGAUAACGUGAUCGUUGACAUCCAGAACAAACUGCAGGACGUCCGGAACCCGAUGGCAGCCAUGAUGGUUCUGCUGAGGGAGCUGGACCUGGAGACGGACUCUGAGCUCAGUGGAGACGCUCCAGUAACAGCAGGUCCAACUCUGAACGUCCGGAUCAGCCUGUCUCAGCUGUACAGCAGCAGCACCGCCAUCUCCGUGAUCUGUCAGGCUGUCUGUCACAUGACCAUGACCCGGGCUGUGUUCUGCAGGGACCUGUUGAUCCUGCAGAAACUCUACCUGCGAUUCGGAGACAAUGUGUUUCUGGGUGGGGGGGCCCAGCUGCUGCAGCUCCAGCAAGAUCUGAUCCCCCGGACCUCCCACCUCCUCUCCUCCUAUCACCUUCUCAAACACAUCAGUCAGAGCCUCGCCUCCUCCGUCCCCAUGGACACCAUAGACAUGAACCUGCAGCACCUCACGGCUCUGGAGCUGUCUGACACACCAGCUGUUUGCUCCCGCUCAGCUCUGAGUCCUCAGACGGUGGUGGAGCUCUUCUACCAGACGUCUGCCAGGAGGAUCAUCAUCUCUCAGAUGUUUUCUCAGCAGCAGAGCGACUCUCUGCUCCUCUGGAAUCACAUGAUCUCCAACGUGGUUCAGCUACUGGCUCAGCUGCUUUGGCCCAGUAACCCUGGUUUCCAGUUCCCGGAGGUUCUGAUGGCCAACUGUCAGUACACUCAGCUGCAGGAGUACGUGCGUCUGAUUGGUCCAUGGUGUCAGGUGAACAUCGGCUCCUGUCGCUUCAUGCUGGCUCAGUGUUAUCUGGCCAACGGGGAGGGUCAGAAGGCUCUGCAGUGCUUCCAGGAGGCGGCGACGGAAGUGGAGAAGGAGGAGUUUCUAAUGAAGCUGACGGGCAGCGAGGACGAGGAGGCUGCUUCCAGCCCCAGACUGCAGUUCUACAACAAGGUGCUGCGGCUGCUGGAGGAUGUGGGUCUGCCUGAGCUCGUCAUCCAGCUCGCCUCUCUGGCUGUUACAGAGGUCGGCGGUGACGUCAACAGUCAGGCGGCUCUGUGGACUCGGAUCUUCAAGCAUCAUCUGGAUCUGGGACACAACAGUGAAGCCUACGAAGCUCUGACACAGAACCCAGACAGCAGCAUGCAGCUGGAUUGCCUCCGUCAGCUGGUGGUGGUUCUGUGUGAACGCUCUCAGCUUCAGGAUUUAGUCCAGUUUCCAUACGUCAACCUGCACGAUGAGGUGGUCAGUAUCAUUGAGUCCCGAGCCCGUGGUCUGGACCUGCUGACCCAUAACUACUACGACCUGCUGUACUCGUUCCACAUCGCCCGCCACAACUACAGGAAAGCGGGAACCGUCAUGUUCGAGUUCGGGAUGCGGCUCGGUCGAGAGGUUCGGACCCGACUGGGCCUCCAGAAACAGGUGAACUGUUACCUGGCCGCUUUGAACUGUCUGCGCCUCAUCAGACCCGAGUACGCCUGGAUCGUCCAACCCACCUGCGGGAACACGUACGAGCGACCCGGAGCGUCACCGAAGAGAAAUUCUGAUGGAGAGUUUCCUGCAGAACCAGCCUCAGGCAGACGUCAAGUAGACAUCCUGGAACUACACGACCUGGAGAAAGAGUACUUCCUGUCCCGGGCCCGGCUCACAUUGGCUCAGCACCACCCGCCGUCUGCAGCCAUCGCAGGCAGUGCAUCAGCGUCGGAGCUCGUUACCCUGCUGGUCCAAACCGGACUCUUUGACUCGGCUCUGGCUUUGUGUCAGACCUUUAAACUGAACCUGAAUCCGGUCUUUGAGGGUCUGACCUUCAAGUGCAUCAAGUUGCAGUUUGGGGGGGAGGAGUCACAGAAUGAAGCUUGGAGCUGGUUGGCUGCCAAUCAGCUGUCAGUCGUCAACACCAAGGAGUCCAGCGCCGCAGAUGAGGCGUGGCGGCUGCUGGGUUCCUACCUGGACAGGUAUCCUUCCACCAAUGGGCAGCACCAUCAUCAAGUCAUCCACAAGCUGCUGUCACACGGGGUUCCUCCUCCUGAUUGGCUGCUGCAGUCUUACAAGCGUGCGGACGCUGCGUCUCUGCUGCGUCUCUUCCUGAACUUUGACCUGCUGGAACCUGCAGCCGAGCUCGUGUUGGAAUAUGUUGACGCUGUUUUGGGUCGAGGUCAUCAGUACUUUGGAGUAGAGAGGCCGCUGUCUGCCACGUCUCCGCCCACCUGGCUGCCGUACACCUCCAUCGAUCAGCUGCUGAGCGCUCUGAGCGAGACGCAGACCCACAGCAGCCUUCACAGCAAAGUUCGGGACAAACUAGAUGAAUAUCACAAUGUCGUUCGACAGAUGACCAGCCUGAGGCUCGCAGUUCAGAGACAAGUCGCCGCCAUCUGAUCAAUCAUCUGAUCAGUUUUCUAUUUCUUGUUUUUUUUUCAUCUGUAAAUCUGCUAAAUUAAAGUGUUUUUGUUUUU
Melanotaenia boesemani (Boeseman's rainbowfish) is the source of this 4310-nucleotide messenger RNA. RefSeq names its product nucleoporin 160 (gene nup160). Lineage: Eukaryota; Metazoa; Chordata; Actinopteri; Atheriniformes; Melanotaeniidae. Gene Ontology annotation, cellular component: nuclear pore. Gene Ontology annotation, molecular function: structural constituent of nuclear pore. The coding region runs from base 40 to 4233 and encodes 1397 amino acids. The transcript has 34 exons. The record is from RefSeq and is a predicted model, not a curated record.